AUGAGGCUCAUCAUCCGAGACGACUCUGAGUCGGCUAGCUCUUAUGUAGCCAAUUAUAUCAUCAGCCGGAUCAAGCACUUCAAUCCCACAACUGCACAUCCCUUUGUGCUGGGCCUGCCGACUGGUUCAAGUCCGCUCGGUGUCUAUAGGAUCCUGGUUGAGAAGUACAAGGCUGGAGAGAUCUCCUUUGAAAAUGUCGUCACAUUCAACAUGGACGAGUACAUCGGGAUCCCCCGCGACCACCCAGAAAGCUACCACUCCUUCAUGUGGAAGCACUUCUUCUCGCACGUCAACGUGAACCCCAACCACGUCCAUAUCCUCGACGGCAACGCGCCCAACCUCGAAGCUGAGUGCGUCGAGUACGAGGCCAAGAUCAAGCGCGCAGGCGGCAUCGACCUGUUCCUCGGCGGCAUCGGCGAGGACGGCCACAUCGCCUUCAAUGAGCCUGGCUCCAGUCUGGCCUCGCGCACCCGCGUCAAGACGCUUGCCUACGACACCAUCCUCGCCAAUUCGCGCUUCUUCGGCAAUGAUCUGGAUAAAGUCCCCAAGAUGGCCCUGACCGUCGGCGUGCAGACCGUGCUGGAGGCCAGGGAGGUCGUUGUCGUUAUUUUGGGGGCGCGCAAGGCGCUGGCGUUGCAGAAGUGCAUUGAGCAGGGUGUGAACCAUAUGUGGACUCUGUCGAGCCUGCAGUUACAUCCCCACCCCAUGAUUGUCUGCGAUGAGGAUGCGACGCUCGAGUUGCAGGUGAAGACGGUCAAGUACUUCAAGAGCAUUGAGAAAGUGGCCCAAACCCAAGGCUUCGAGCAGAUAUUGCCGUCCAAGCUCCGCACCGGUGCGAGCCCUGUGCCCCAGACCGUGGUAGAUGAGGUUCAGUCCCCGAACAUCCUAGCCCCUCAACCCGUCACGUCUCGUUUUCUACAGGCGAGUCCGGCGGCCGAGUAUCCCGUCAGAUCGGUGUCGCCAGAUUUAGUGCCCGAUCGCAUGGCCGACCGUGUUGGCAUACCUAACAUCUCGAGGAGACUAACGCCACAGCCCGAGCAGCAGCGCGUUGCCAGUGUUGCCAGUGUCGGUGCGUAA
Messenger RNA from Pseudomassariella vexata, 1077 nucleotides. RefSeq names its product glucosamine-6-phosphate deaminase. NCBI's taxonomy places the organism in Eukaryota, Fungi, Ascomycota, Sordariomycetes, Amphisphaeriales, Pseudomassariaceae. Gene Ontology annotation, biological process: D-glucosamine catabolic process; carbohydrate metabolic process; N-acetylneuraminate catabolic process. The transcript is spliced from 4 exons. Gene Ontology annotation, cellular component: cytoplasm. Gene Ontology annotation, molecular function: glucosamine-6-phosphate deaminase activity; identical protein binding. Bases 1 to 1077 code for a protein of 358 amino acids. The record is from RefSeq and is a predicted model, not a curated record.